UUACUUGUUAUUUUUGUUUACUUUGUGCAUUGUUAUGCAUUCAGUACUUCCGAAUUAAAAUGUGAAAUUUGUUGUCGACUUGUUGAAUUAAUCCAAAAAAAUAUAAGUUCUGUUGAGCCUUCUCGGGUCAGCCAAGUUGGAAACUUUCGGAUAGAUGAAAAAGGUAAUCAUCAAAGCAAUAUUGUACCUUUAUCUCGUUCACAAGUUUAUUUAUCAGAAGUAAUGGAUUCAGUAUGUAAACAAAUGUCCGAUUACGUUCGUGCGAUUUUUAAGGAAAAUGGUACUUUAAUUGUGAUGCCACUACUUGUUAAUGGUAAAAUGAAUCCACUUAUGAGUGAUGUUGAUAUAGUACAGGACUCGGAUUUGAAUAAAAGUUUAGAAUACUAUUGUGAUUAUAUUGUUGAUGACAUUGAAGAGGAUGUAUAUAGAAUUAUAAAAACAGAAAAUAAUGAAAAUAUAGUGGAUGCUAUUUGCAUAGAUACUAUUAAGUUAUGCCCAAUAUAUAAAAAUAGAGUAGAACUUUAA
This is a messenger RNA of Daktulosphaira vitifoliae (grape phylloxera), 525 nucleotides long. Its product is annotated as protein seele-like. The record is from RefSeq and is a predicted model, not a curated record. Gene Ontology annotation, cellular component: endoplasmic reticulum. The transcript has a single exon. Lineage: Eukaryota; Metazoa; Arthropoda; Insecta; Hemiptera; Phylloxeridae. The annotation marks the transcript as partial.